This is a messenger RNA of Pichia membranifaciens NRRL Y-2026, 1298 nucleotides long. RefSeq lists its product as hypothetical. The transcript has 2 exons. Lineage: Eukaryota; Fungi; Ascomycota; Pichiomycetes; Pichiales; Pichiaceae. The record is from RefSeq and is a predicted model, not a curated record. Bases 1 to 1278 code for a protein of 425 amino acids. Gene Ontology annotation, molecular function: agmatinase activity; metal ion binding.
AUGAAACUCUCUACACCCGUCUUGCUUUCCACUCUUCUGUCGCUAUCCAACGCAUUGGUCACUCCGCAGAAAUUCCUCGGAAUUUCACAGGACCUCCCAGAAACGUUCAUGGAUGGCAUCUUUGGGGAACUUGUCAACAGCGCUGAGGUGGUGUUUGCCAAGAAGGCCAUGCUAGCCUCCGGCGAAGUUGCUGCUCCUUCCAAGGCCAUCGAGUUCCCUGAUAAGAACGAUGUCUCAGAUAUAGUGGACAAUUUAGUUUCCUACUCGGGCAUUGUCUCCUUUGCUCACUUACCCGUGGAACAGUGCUUUGGCAACUACGACGAGAAGAUCGACAUCGCUAUUGUCGGCGCUCCAUUCGACUCUGGCGUGUCAUAUACUCCGGGAGCCAGAUUCGGUCCCAAUGGGGUCCGACAAGGCUCGAGAAGGUUACAAGGAGGAAUUUCUCCCAUCAGAGGGAACACUAAGAGUUCCAAGUUGUACAGACUACCUAUAUACGACACCGGCUUGCGUCUGGUCGAUUGUGGAGACGUUCCAAUGACCCCAUUCGACGCACGGGUUGCUCUCAACCAGCUCUACCGUGGCCACCAUGCCAUCCACAAGCAUAACACCACAGACAAAUCUGCAAACUUCAAGAAAACUAGAAUUAUCACGUUGGGAGGCGAUCACACUGUCUCCUUGAUGAACAUCAAGAGUGCCUACGAGACGUUUGUGGACGCAGACGACAACGACGGUUUGGCAAUCAUCCAUUUUGACUCUCACAUUGAUACCUGGGACCCUGAAGUUUUAGGAGGUGGGGUCACAAAGUAUGCAAGCUUGAACCAUGGCACUUUCUUGCACUAUGCAGCCGAAGCAGGGUACGUCUCCAAGGGCCACUCUGUGCAUGUUGGUAUUCGUGCACCAUACAUCGUUGCCGAAGAUGAGACUCACGACCACGAAUGCGGGUUCGAGACGAUUACUUCAAAGGAUGUUGAUAAAUUAACUCCUAGGGGAGUGGGCCAGAAAAUUAAAGAGAUUGUGGGAAACCGCCCUGUCUACUUGACCUUCGAUUUGGACACCUUCGACGCCAACAUGGUCAACUCGGGCACGCUUGAGGUUGGUGGUUUGAACACCAGAGAGGUGUUGACCAUUCUCGACGAAAUGGAAGGUAUCAACUUAGUCGGCUGCGACAUCGUAGAAGUGAGCACUCCGCCAAACUCUGUCGGCAACGACAUCACCGGCCUUUUGGCGGCACAGGUGAUUGACGAGUUCAUCGGCUUGAUGGUGGUCACCGAGAUCUAACAGAAGUAACAGAGGGUAAA